Molecule: messenger RNA, 1611 nt
Organism: Nematostella vectensis (starlet sea anemone)
Lineage: Eukaryota; Metazoa; Cnidaria; Anthozoa; Actiniaria; Edwardsiidae
Product: papilin
Exons: 9
Coding region: 383-1303 (306 amino acids)
Source: RefSeq, a predicted model, not a curated record
UAAACCUACACUCGCCUGGAGCCUGGGCUACCUGUGCUGUAGUUUACAGUAUCUCUCAUUUGCAUUAAUUCGUUAUAUAAUUUUGUUCGGCGUGUUGUGUGGGCUUAAAUUGUUUACAAGAAAUCAUAGUUCCCGUGGUACAAUAUCUGAUCGUCUGCAAAGGCGCGUAUCAUCAUCGUUACCAAUAAAGGCUUAUAAUUAUUUUCCUCGCUUGCAUGGUCACCAGAGCCACAAAACAACCGUUAGAAAGCGACAGCCAAUAGAAACGCUUUCUUUACGCUGUGGUUACUCGUGAGAGCGUAUAAAUAAAUGGCGCACAAAUUCAAAGCAGUUAACGUCUUCUAUCUAGAGGGAGUGUGAAGUCGGUGCAAAAACAUUCAAAAUGAAAUUCUGUCUUAGAUUUUUUGCUGUGAUUGUGUUAUUUGCCGUUUCUCUUGGGGAAGGUGAGAAAUGCGAGGACCGGUUUCCGUGCCCAAUAGAGUACAAACAAUUCUGUUCAAGUGCUAAAUAUCGUCCGUUUCUUGAAAGAAGAUGUCCCAAAUUUUGUGGCUACUGCAAAUCAGAGGUUGAUUGCAGCGGUAGCAAGUAUGGGUGCUGUUCGGAUGGAAAGACUCCUGCCGCUGGACCAAACCAGCAAGGCUGCCCAUCAGAUGAGAAAUGCAAGGACACUGGCCCAUGCCCAGAACAGUACAAAAAAUACUGUUCAAGCUUGCAGUUUCGCCCAUUCCUGGAGAGAAGAUGUCCAAAGUUUUGUGGCUUUUGCAAGCCGUACGUUGACUGCAGCGAAAGCGCAUAUGGCUGUUGUAUGGAUGGACAAACAACUGCAGAUGGACCGGAUUACAAAGGCUGCCCUCAAAAAAUGUGCUAUGACAGAUAUGUUGACUUGUGUAAACAAUAUGCCAAUGAGUCCAAUUGCAAGCCAAAAGACCCGGAAGUGUUGGCGAGAAGGAUGGAGGAUUGCCCAUUCAGCUGCGGAAACUGCAAGCACUUCGCCCCGGGACUGACGUGCAAGGAUAUCGGCUACGGGUGUUGCUGGGACGGCACCUCAGCCCUCGGGGAGGACAAGAAAGGCUGUCGGCCAUGCAUAGAUUACUAUCCUCACACGUGUUCACAGUGGGGCGAGGAGGGAUGCAGGUCUGGCUCAUGGAGAAUACGGACCGGGUUUAUGGAGCGCUUCUGUCCAAAUACGUGUGGAUUCUGCAGUAAAGGACUUGUCGCCAAGCGUCUUGCUUUAGACCAAGUCAUAGGGUCUGUAGCGGUAAGCGCAGAAGACGAGACAUCGCCUCUCUACAUGGACGAAUAAGAAUAAAAAAGCAAAGGCUAGGCGCCUGAGCCCCACACACGGCACUGCAGGUGUAAAGUCAGUACCGCUAGUGCUACAUCAAGAGUUUUUAUCACAAUUAAUUAGUUCAUUUGGAAUCGCUUGUAUUAGGAAGAGCUCAGGAUCAGCACCCGAUGAUCAAACAGCAAUAAAAAGCGGUCAUAAGUAGGAAAUACAGGAUAGGACGAUCUCGGGCAUGAUAUUGAUAGCUUGAAGCAUCGCAAUUUAAAAGGCGUAAAGGCAGAUCCUACCAUUUUGUAAAAAACGAAUAAAGAAAUGGCAUAACUCAA